Molecule: messenger RNA, 2944 nt
Organism: Pogoniulus pusillus (Red-fronted tinkerbird)
Lineage: Eukaryota; Metazoa; Chordata; Aves; Piciformes; Lybiidae
Gene: MTHFD2L
Product: methylenetetrahydrofolate dehydrogenase (NADP+ dependent) 2 like
Exons: 8
Coding region: 284-1330 (348 amino acids)
Biological process (GO): tetrahydrofolate interconversion
Cellular component (GO): mitochondrion
Molecular function (GO): methenyltetrahydrofolate cyclohydrolase activity; methylenetetrahydrofolate dehydrogenase (NADP+) activity; methylenetetrahydrofolate dehydrogenase (NAD+) activity
Source: RefSeq, a predicted model, not a curated record
CACAAAGCGGCCGCUGGGCCCUGCCGGCUUGCAAGCUCAGGGGCCGGAGCCUCUUUGCCCCCAGCGGUGCCAGUGUCCAGCUGCCGGCCCCCGGGCACCACAAGCGCAGCCUCGGGCGCUGAGCCCUUACCGCUUGAGCGUUCUCGGUGGGCGCUGCCCUCGCCGCUCCGCCCGGCCCCGGCUCCUCCCGCGCCCAGCCCCGCAGGGCGGCGGCCCCGGGCCCGCUACUUGCUCCUCCCCUGGGCGCUGGGUGGCGGCGCCGCUUCCGUCCGUCGGGCCCGACAUGGCGGCGGUGGCGGCGGCCGCCUUCUCCUCCUCCCGCUCCGUGCUGCGCCCGGCCCUGGCACCGCUGAGGAGGUGGCGGAGCCUUUCUCGUCCUCUGCCGCGGGCCGCCUACAGCACCAGCAGCUCCCCUCGCAGCGCCGCCAGUGAUGAAGCAACCAUUAUCUCAGGGACAAAGCUUGCUAACCAAGUUCUGAAAGAAGUUCGAAGGGAUGUGGAAUCCUGGAUAUCCCUUGGGAACAGGAGACCUCACCUCACUGUCAUACUAGUAGGAGACAACCCAGCUAGUCACAUCUAUGUCAGAAACAAGAUUAAAGCAGCUGCAGCUGUAGGCAUUUCUAGUGAGAUCAUACUGAGGCCUAAGGACGUUUCUCAGGAAGAGCUCUUGGAUAUGACAGUCAAACUCAACAAGGAUUCAACAGUUAGUGGUUUAUUAGUUCAGCUACCUCUCCCAGGUCACAUCGACGAGCGCGCGGUCUGCAACGCCAUCGCGCCCAGCAAGGACGUGGAUGGCUUCCACAUCAUGAACAUCGGCCGGCUGUGCCUGGACCAGCCCUCCAUCAUCCCUGCCACUGCUGCUGCUGUCUGGGAGAUCAUCCAGAGGACUGGAAUACAAACAUUUGGGAAGAAUGUUGUUGUAGCUGGAAGAUCUAAGAAUGUUGGGAUGCCUAUUUCGAUGCUUUUACACACUGAUGGAGAGCAUGAAAGGCCUGGAGGCGAUGCUACAGUGACCAUCACUCACAGAUACACCCCGAGAGAGCAGCUCAAGAUCCACACGCAGCUGGCUGACAUUGUCAUAGUGGCUGCAGGUAUCCCAAAGCUGAUUACAACUGAUAUGGUCAAAGAAGGUGCAGCUGUGAUUGACGUAGGCAUCAACCACAUCCAUGAUCCUCUUACAGGGAAGACCAAAUUAGUUGGGGACGUGGACUUUGAAGAAGUGAAGAAGAAGGCUGGCUUUAUCACCCCAGUGCCAGGAGGGGUGGGACCUAUGACCGUGGCCAUGCUUCUGAAGAACACUCUCCUAGUUGCAAAAAAGCUCAUUUACUAAAGCCUCUGGGCUGCCUUGGAAGAGGAAUCCGAAGCUGUUCUAUUUAUUGAUACACAAAACAUUUAUUUUUUACUACAAAGAUUAUUUAUUUCUACAUUGUAUUUAUUUUUCCAUCUGAAGUACACUGAACCUGAUGGUUUACAAGCUGAUAGAUAACUUUGUGUAACCUCCUACGGACUUCUGUGAGCAAAGCUCAAUGGGAAAGUCAUGCAGGUACCUUGGUGGGGAGUGUGUGUGUGUGUGAAAGGCAGCAUGAAUUACAAAUGUUCCUGUCUGUCUGGGGAGGGCUUGCAAUUACCCAGGGCUUUCAAGCACUUGGGACCCUCAGUUUUCAUCAAAGAGUAUAAAAAUUACAAGUUUGACCAUGCUAAAUAUGCUUAAAAAAAAUAUGGUUUGGGCUCUGAGGUCAUGAAGUGCUCUGGAUGUAGUUUGGAGUCUUGAAAAUGCCUUUUUUUUUUUUCUCUAAGCCCUUGGAGACAGCAACAGAAAUCUUGGAUCCAGAAGGAGUGCAGGACUGCAAUUUCUGUUCUGACUGCAAGGCAGCAGUGUUGACCUGGAUGCAGAGGUUCAGUACCUGUGUGAAAGCAGUCGAGUGAACCUGAACGCUGGUGACAUCCUGACCUUGAACACACACCAGAGAUGUGGCUAGCAUUGAGGGCAGACUUCUGCUCUUUCUGUGUCUGGGUUUGUUUGACAAAGCAUCUUGGUGUGCAAUACCCCUUAAAGAGACCUGAAGAGCUGGGUGGGCAUCAGCUGGACAGAAACACACACCAGAGAUGUGGCUAGCAUUGAGGGCAGACUUCUUUCUGUGUCUGGGUUUGUUUGACAAAACAUCUUGGUGUGCAAUACCCCUUAAAGAAACCUGAAGAGCUGGGUGGGCUGGAUGGGCAUCAGCUGGAGAGAAUGUGUUUAAAAGUACUCUGUGUGUACAUGGUGUAUAGUUUGGGGGGAUGGGGAGAGAGAGGAGAGAAAAGCAAACGUUUAUCCUGGUGAAACCUUUGUGUUGGAAUUUUAAGCCAUUUAAUUGUUCUCUUCUUAAUUACUCUCUUCUUUUCUGAAACUGCAUGAAGAGGUGUGUUGGAGUCCAGGGUGCAUGGUGUAGCCCUGUGAAUCCUUGGCUACCAUAUUUUGCUGCUUAGAGAGGACUUUGUAGGAGAGUAAGAUGUUUCUAUCCCCAAAAAAGUAUUAGUUCUAGGUUGGAUCUGGAAUAACCUCAUGCAGUCUUCCAGCUGAAGGUACUGCCAAGGUGCCAGCUGAACUGAGUGUGUGCAUUAUGGACUUUGGUGUCAGUGGGAGCCAGUCUGGACUCUUUGUGGGUUUGUCUCUUCUUUCCAUCAAGAGCCUUAGGAUCUAGGUUGGAUCUGGAAUAACCUCAUGCAGUCUUCCAGCUGAAGGUACUGCCAAGGUGCCAGCUGAACUGAGUGUGUGCGUUAUGGACUUUGGUGUCAGUGGGAGCCAGUCUGGACUCUGUGGGUUUGUCUCUUCUUUCUGUCAAGAGCCUUAGGGGUUUGCCAGCAGACUGAAAGGAGAAGAAAAACUGAGUUGUGGCUAAAUACUACUGCUGUUAAACAAAGAAUGUGCUUGCUGUAAUAAAAGAAACGAGAUGGGCUGUCA